AUGUCACAAUCCCCUCCCCCCUGUUUUGCGAUGGAAACAGCAGGCAUGGCGGCUGAGCUGCUCUCACACCUCCCCUUGCCCGCCUCGCCGCUCUCCCUCGCCCUCACGGCCGUCGUGGCUCUGCUGCUGCUGCGCGUGCUGCUCGUGCUGCACGCCGUGGCGCGGCCGCACCGCAAGAGGCCUCCUGGCGACCACCUUUCCACGCUCAUCGUGCUGGGCUCAGGUGCUCAUCGUGCUGCGCUCAGGUGCUUAUCGUGCUGGGCUCAGGUGCUUAUCGUGCUGGGCUCAGGUGCUUAUCGUGCUGGGCUCAGGUGCUUAUCGUGCUUGGCUCAGGUUCUUAUCGUGCUGGGCUCAGGUGCUCACAUUCGCACUCCCCCUUGCUCCCCUCCCCCGUUCUCCACUACACAUGCAUCUUUUCCUCCCCCCCCACAUCACCUUCCGCCCUCACGCUCGUUUUCCAACCUCACUGCCGCUUCAGCAGCUCGUGUUUCAUGCAGCCGCGCAGCACCGUUGCUCCACACAAUCCUUGCUGCGCUGCACCCUGUGCCCUUUCUUUCUCCCCACACACAGGCAACCCCUUUUCGCACGCCAUACAAGUUUCACCCCCCCUGCUUCCCCCACACUCACUCAUGCUCGCCUUGCUGCUGCGCACCCCCUACCUCCUGCACCUUCCUCCCCCCUGCAUGCUUCCUCCGCCUGCGCCGCUACCCUCCACAUACGCCUCUCCCUUUCCCCGUCCUCCCAGGGGGCCACACGGCGGAGAUGCUGUGUGUGGUGGGCGCCCUGGACCACACACAUACGUGUUCACCCUCCCUGCUCCUUCCACAAUUACUCCCUUCCGCCCCGCGCCCCUGCCUUUCCUCCGCCCCCUCAGGCGGCCACACGGCGGAGAUGAUGUGUCUGGUGAGCGCCCUGGACAGUGGGCGCUACAGCCCGCGCUGCUACAUCUGUUCCCAUCAGCCUGCCAAUUCGCGCCUCUCUUCCCUCCCCUCCCCCCCCUCCCCCAGCGGCCCACACAGCGGAGAUGCUGUGUCUUGGGGCCACACGGCGGAGAUGCUGUGUCUGGUGGGUGCGCUGGACCACGGGCGCUACAGCCCGCGCUGCUACAUCGCUGCUGCCACCGACGCCAUCAGCCUGCCCAAGGCACGCCAGCUAGAGCAAGCCCUCGCACAGGAAGCGCCUGCUCCCGCCUUGCCUGUCCCGCCCCCCUCGUACCUAUCGGUGUAUCGGAGUCGAGAGGUGGGGCAGUCAUACCUCACCUCAGUGCUCACCACCAUCGCCGCCACGCUGCACGCCAUGCUGCUUGUGGCGCGUGUCAGACCCCAACUGCUGCUCUGCAACGGGCCGGGCACCUGCCUGCCAAUCUGCAUCGCCGUUUUCACACUGCAUGUGCUGGGAGUGCAGAGCAGCAGCAUCGUGUUUGUGGAGAGUGUAGCACGAGUGGACCACCUGUCGCUCACAGGCCGCCUGCUGCACCGCCUGGGCAUCGUGGACCGGUUCUUCGUGCAGUGGCCGCACCUCACCACCUCAUGCAAGGGCACCCACUAUGUGGGCCGCCUCAUGUGA
This is a messenger RNA of Closterium sp. NIES-65, 1566 nucleotides long. Lineage: Eukaryota; Viridiplantae; Streptophyta; Zygnematophyceae; Desmidiales; Closteriaceae. The record is from the annotation of a GenBank genome assembly.